CAGUCGUUCAGCACCCAACCUCAACAACUAGUGGAAUUAUCAUACGUUCAGUUAUCGUCGUCGUCGUCGUCGGGAUUUUGGUGCAUGAUAACCACGUCAAGGACGAAAAAUCAAUCACGAUGAAGGGAAUGUCACUCAAGGACCUCAAAAAAUAUCCCUCGCUGAUCCCGUUGUUCGUCUGCUUUGGUGCUGGGGUACUUGUAUCAUCGGUUUACCUGACACGUUUGGCAGUGGCCAAUCCUGAUGUCACUUGGCAGCCGAAGAAGAAUCAGGAGCCGUGGCAGGCGUACAAGGACAAGGAGUACAAGUUAAUGCAGAUCGCAGACCCCAGUACGAUCGAGAAAGUCAAGAUUCCAGAAUAUUAAACGCUCACUCCAACGACAUUUAUCAUAGGAAAGUAGUGGGACAUCGUAAUUUGUUGGUGCAGACGUUGUCCUCGUCAAGAGAACGAUCUCCUUGUUAUUUAAACAAUAUCAAAGAACAAUCGAUCCUCCUCUUCUUUAUUUAAUGCGAAUAUAGUUGUAAGGGACAUGUGAUGUUUCCUGAUGGGAUAAUAAAGUGUAAAAAUCGUUCACAUUUUAUUUUCCAUUAAUAAAGUUAUGGUUAAUCGA
This is a messenger RNA of Diachasmimorpha longicaudata, 611 nucleotides long. It is a transcript of the gene ND-MLRQ, whose product is annotated as cytochrome c oxidase subunit NDUFA4. The record is from RefSeq and is a predicted model, not a curated record. Bases 120 to 365 code for a protein of 81 amino acids. The transcript has 3 exons. NCBI's taxonomy places the organism in Eukaryota, Metazoa, Arthropoda, Insecta, Hymenoptera, Braconidae.